Euleptes europaea (tarantolino) is the source of this 1408-nucleotide messenger RNA. RefSeq names its product fatty acid desaturase 6 (gene FADS6). NCBI's taxonomy places the organism in Eukaryota, Metazoa, Chordata, Lepidosauria, Squamata, Sphaerodactylidae. The record is from RefSeq and is a predicted model, not a curated record. Gene Ontology annotation, cellular component: membrane. Gene Ontology annotation, molecular function: oxidoreductase activity, acting on paired donors, with oxidation of a pair of donors resulting in the reduction of molecular oxygen to two molecules of water. Gene Ontology annotation, biological process: lipid metabolic process. The coding region runs from base 43 to 1398 and encodes 451 amino acids. The transcript is spliced from 6 exons.
GGGCAUCAGUUUCCUCUGCAGUGUCCUGAGCUCAGCAAGGAGAUGAAGCCAAGGCAGGAGGAGAUGCUGAAGAACCAGGAAUGGCAUCUAGAAAGAAGGGAACAGAAGCAGUCUGGGGGGGAAGGUUCACCCUCAGGGGAAAACAGUUUCCUGGAAGGAGGUGAAAUAUUAGGACGAGGGGACACGCUAAGCCAAGAAACUGCUGAGGCCACAAUACAGCUGCAAAAUGGUUUCAAAAGAGAAGGUCCUCCUGAGGAUGAGGCUCUGAAAGAACAUGGCCGGAGGCCCUCCCCAGAUUACUCAGGCCCAGACAAUGAUGGAAGUCCGAGUUCCCCAGGAGAAGAGAUGGUCAUAUUAAAAAGAACAGUGAAGGAGGAGGAGAUGUUGCCAGCUGGAGAAAGGAGGCGUGAGGAUGCCCUGAUGGGGGAACUCUCCGAGAUGGUGCAGAAGGUGGUGAAGAAAAGCAGCUGGUGGGAGAAGCAUGGCAUUGAUGACGCAAUUAUUACUCUGAACUUUCUCAUCCUCCCAGGAGGGUUCUUGCUUCUGCGUUCAGACAGUAUUUUUUCUUUCCUGUUGGGCAUUGUAGUCCUGGGAAUGGCACAUUACACAAUAACCGUGAAGGGGAGCCACCUGGCCAGCCACAGUUCUUUGGUGGAGUCCAAGUCGUGGGGGAAAGUAUUGGCCGUAUUCUUCUUAGAGGUUUGUUCGUCAUUCACGGCAGAACAGGGGUCCUACAACCAUGUGAAGCUGCACCAUGGCUACACAAAUGUCAUUGGUCUCGGGGAUUCUAGUACAUGGAAGCUUCCUUUCCUGAACCGUUAUGUCUACAUGUUCAUCGCACCCAUAGCAAUACCUGUUCUCACCCCUUUAGCGGCCAUUGGCUUACUUAAAGAAGUUGGAUUGAAAACAGCCAUCCGGACCCUCUGCUGUAUCUUUCUUGGCCUGUACUCCCAUUACUGGCUCCUGCUCAAUGUCUCGGAGUUCCAGUCGAUGUGGUCUGCAAUCGGCUGUAUGCUGCUCACUCGAUCUUUCCUUGCCCAUCCUUACAUCCAUGUUAACAUCUUCCAGCACAUUGGCCUCCCGAUGUUCGCUCCUCAUAAGAAGCCAAAACGGAUUCACAUGAUGUCAUGUGGCGUUCUGAACUUGCCUCGAAAUUUCCUGUUGGACUGGUCCUUUGGCCACUCGCUCAUCAGCUGCCACGUGGAGCAUCACCUCUUCCCAACACUUUCUGAUAACAUGUGCCUGAAGAUCAAGCCAGUUGUUUCUCAAUAUUUAAAAGAAAAUAAAUUGCCAUAUAAUGAAGAUUCAUAUCUAUCCCGCUUGAAGCUGUUCCUGGACAAAUAUGAAGAACUGAUGGUCCAUGCACCGCCUAUUACCGAACUUGUUGGAAUUCAGUGAUGGCACCUUU